ACUUUCCGUAGUUAACACUUCCGGUCACGAAAUCAAAAUGGCGGCGUCCCAGGAUGGCAACGAUUUGGUCGACGGUGAUUUGCCCGCUGCUGUUAAACUAUUGAACACUCUCACAGAACAAGUAGUGUCAGUCACAAGUCACGUCCAGAACUUGAUCAAGAAAGUAAAGGAUAAAGCAUAUCAAACGUCCAAGGGAUUGUCCUACCUCGAUCUGAGGUACCAGUUGCUGUUGUUCUACCUCCAAGAUGUAACACACCUGAUCAGUGUCAAAUCGGAGGGGAAGAGCUUGAAAGACAACGAUGCCAUCCACAGACUUGUCACUGUCAGAACUAUUUUAGAGAAGAUGCGCCCACUGGACCAGAAGUUGAAAUAUCAGAUUGAUAAAUUGGUCCGCACAGCAGUAACAGGAAGUCUUGCUAGAAAUGAUCCGCUGCAUUUUCGUCCUAAUCCUGACAAUCUUGUCAGCAAACUGGAUGAGUCUGAGGGUUCUGAUGAGGAUGACGACAUGAAUGUUGGAGAUUCUGAGAAGAAGGACGGCUCCUCCGCAAAGAAAUAUGUGCCUCCCCGAAUUGCCCCAAUGCAUUAUGAUGGCGAUCUGACAGAGGCCGACAGGAAGAAGGAGCUGACCGACAAGCACAGACGCGCCGCCCUACGUAGUUCUGUGAUUCAGGAGCUGCGACAGCAGUACAGUGACGCGCCAGAGGAGAUCCGGGAUCGGCAGGAUUUCCAGACUGAACGCGAGAGUCGGGAAGAACAGCAUAGGAAGAACUAUGAGGAGACCAUGAUGGUUCGUCUUGGUAUGACCCGGGACCAGAAGGUCAGGAAGAGAGGGCUGGUAGGAAUGACCUCCCAGCUGAACAACAUCACACGUUUUGGUGACAUCACAGGACUGAUUGGUGGGGAAGGACAGGAGAUGGAAAAACCACGAACCAAAAAGAAGAAACUGAUGAAGAAGAACACAAAAAGAAAGGCUUUCAAGAAACGUCGUUAGAGCAAGCUGGUACAAGCCCAACGGCUGAAAUUCCACUACAUACCAGCUCACUUUCAACUUGGUGCAUAAAUAUAUUCAGCUUUUGCUGUUGUCAUUUGGUUUAAUAAAUGUGUAUGCUGCAAAUUAA
Messenger RNA from Alosa alosa (allis shad), 1118 nucleotides. It is a transcript of the gene ngdn, whose product is annotated as neuroguidin, EIF4E binding protein. The transcript has 11 exons. Gene Ontology annotation, biological process: maturation of SSU-rRNA from tricistronic rRNA transcript (SSU-rRNA, 5.8S rRNA, LSU-rRNA). Gene Ontology annotation, cellular component: small-subunit processome; nucleolus. Lineage: Eukaryota; Metazoa; Chordata; Actinopteri; Clupeiformes; Clupeidae. The coding region runs from base 38 to 991 and encodes 317 amino acids. The record is from RefSeq and is a predicted model, not a curated record.